UUCAGGCCGUGCGCUUCCCACUUCCGCCCCCUCCGCCUGCCACUGGACGAGCGAAGCCGAACAAGUUGUGGCCGUCCAGCAGCCGGCUCUUCCCCUCUUCCUCCUCGCCUCCUCUUCUUUUCUCCCUCCCUCUUAUUCCCUGGCCGCCGCCCGAGCCGUCGCCGCCGCCCGGAGGCCGAGAGACCGCCGAGCCCCCCAGCCCCUGCCGCCGCCGACAUGAGCUUCUUGUUUGGUAGCCGCUCCUCUAAAACUUUUAAACCAAAGAAGAACAUUCCGGAGGGUUCUCACCAGUAUGAACUCUUAAAGCACGCAGAAGCCACGCUUGGUAGUGGCAAUCUCCGGACGGCUGUCAUGCUUCCUGAGGGGGAAGAUCUAAAUGAAUGGGUUGCAGUGAACACUGUGGAUUUCUUCAAUCAGAUUAAUAUGCUUUAUGGAACAAUCACAGAUUUCUGUACAGAGGAAAGUUGUCCAGUGAUGUCAGCUGGCCCAAAAUAUGAGUAUCAUUGGGCAGAUGGAACAAACAUAAAGAAGCCUAUUAAGUGCUCUGCGCCAAAGUAUAUUGAUUACCUAAUGACUUGGGUUCAGGACCAGUUGGAUGAUGAGACAUUAUUUCCAUCAAAAAUUGGUGUCCCGUUUCCGAAGAAUUUCAUGUCUGUGGCAAAAACUAUACUCAAACGCCUCUUUAGGGUUUAUGCUCACAUUUAUCAUCAGCAUUUUGACCCUGUGAUCCAGCUUCAGGAGGAAGCGCAUCUCAAUACAUCUUUCAAGCACUUUAUAUUUUUUGUCCAGGAAUUCAACCUUAUUGAUAGAAGAGAACUUGCACCACUCCAAGAACUGAUUGAAAAACUCACCUCAAAGGACAGAUAAAAGGAUGAAGAGCUGUGCAAGUUGUUCCUCAGAUGAAGUGUGUUGAGUGUAUAUGGAUUUUGUUGUGUUUUAUUUUUAUCUCAGUCAUUUUUGUCCUAGGUUUGGGGGGCUUGUUUGGGUUUGAUUUUCUUUAUUCCGAAUAAAUGAAACCAUACUCUGUUGCUAGAGGAAGCCAAGAACCAUUCUCUAUAUAUUUGAUAGGGGUAAAUUUUGUCAUAGUGGCUGGCAUACGGUUUUUGUUUUUUUACUUGGUUUGAUUACUUGCAGAAUUUUUGAUAAUACUGCGUGUUGAAAGAAAAUGCUUACUUGAUUAGAUUGCUGAUGGAUGGGGGUUCUGUGUUGUGUAAAUUGUGGCCAGUUUUUGAAGUCCCCAAGAGACUUAUGUUUUUAAGUGCCUUGGCAGGCUCACUUCUGAGGUGCAAAGCACAUAGAACUGAACAGGGCUUGAAAUAUUAGGAAUACUACCCAGGGCACUUACUGAUGCAUGUUUUAAAACAUCUGUGAUAAAAGCCAUAGUUUACCUAAAUUGGUGAUCUCCAGCUUUUACUACAUUGAAGAAACACAAUUUGUAAAGGUGUGCAUGUAGAACAUAAAAAAGUAGUAUUAUUUUUUGAUAUUGGUGGUAAUUCUGUUCAGCAAAUGCUUAAAGUUCUACAAGUAGGUCUUUUUCCAUCUUUUGGUAUCUGUGAUAUUAAAACUUGAGGAUGUUGGAGUGUAAUACCUAUUGUAUUUUAGCUUCUUUCCACGUGUUAACUGCACUGUAGGUGUAAAAUUUCAGGUUAUAUAUAGGUUUGCCAUCUUCAGAGGUGAUGCUGAACUGUGAGGUUUCUUAGCAAUUGCCAAAUGAGCCAUAAGUCUACAGAAUUCCCUUCUGUUUUGAAGAGGAGGGGAUGGAUAGGAGUGUGUGCUUGGUUGGGAGGGUUAGUUUGUGGGGAGCUAUAGAUGGGAUAAGUAUGGUGAGCCAAGUUCAAAAGGUCUUGUCUUAAAAUCAUUGAAUAGAGUGGCAUGAAGAUUUUAAUCAAUUUCUUGUAAACAAAGUCUUAGAGACUUCCUUUUAAGAAUCAACUUCCGUGAGAAGUUAAAAAUAAAUUAUUAAUUUUAGGUGUAGACGUUAAUCAUGAAAUUUAAGGACCGUUUGGAGGAAUUGAUCACGCUCCAGCAUUUCCAUUCAGUGAAUGGAGCUGGUGUUUGCCUGUCAUUUUAAAAUGAUACAGUACCUUCUUUGCUUAUGAUAGGCCCAAUUUGAAGCAUUCUGACUUCUGAUUUUUCCACUGUGAAAGGAAAUCUUUUUCUUUGCAGUGAUCUCAAACAAUGAAAGUGCUAAUUUGGUAGUAUUAACUUUUACAUUUUAUUUGUCAUGACUUUCUAGUGAAUUAUUCCCAUGAGUAAAACGUUCAGAAACUUAGUUUUAAAAAUAAUAUUAGCAUUUUUUACUUCAGUUUUAUUCUCAAGAAGUAUCUUUUUCAGGCUUCCAGUUUUAAUUUUGUAAUUUCUAGUAAAUUUCAUUCCUUCAGUUUCCUCUAUAUAGAGUUCCCUCAGUUUGAAAUACACACCUUUUUCCUUGUAGAAUAGAAAUCUUGUUCUGAAAUUAUAUAGACUAAAAAUGGUCAGUAGGAAAAAAUCUAAAAUGAAAUCACUUUGUUUUUGCCAUUAACAAGGAGAGCAGUGAUACAAUUUAAUGCCAUUGCAAUUAUGAUAAUUAGGAACUGCCUUUUUCUCCAUUUCAUUUCUAACAAUCAUUCUCCAAGUACCAAUAGUAGAAGUAACAGGAAAUCCUGGCAGAGGCAAAUACAUGGGACACUUAUUGGUAAUGUUUCUUCAUAGAUUGCAGUGAGAACAAGCUAACUUCCUUAAAACAGAUCUUUUAUUACCCAGAUAGGUAGUAUCAGCCACUAUGGUUGAUUCAAAAAUAAAAUUUAGUGUCAAAUAAUUUGGGGUCCUGUUUGUUUAUGAAAACGAAGCACAUGAUUUUUCAAGUAGUCUUCCAUACUGCAUUUGACUUUAUAUCAACCCAGUAACAAAGGGGUUGCAAUAGCCAUGUGUAGAGAAUAGUGAAAAAUUGUUCUUGCUCUUUUUAAGCCUUACACACUAGUACACUGUAAAAAUGGAAAAAUGUUUCUGUAAAUUAAUAUUUAGUAGUAGGCCCUACUUUCUACUGUAUGUAGAUAGGAGUUGUCACUGUGUCAGAAUCUCAGGUGCCUGCUUCUGAGUAUUCCUUUCAACAGAGGUAUUAUUAGGAAGUAAGGAGAUGUGUAAGUGUAUAUAUAUAUGGUAACAAAGUAGAGAAGUUCUCCCAGGGAGAGGCCUGGAAUUGUACAUGGUAUUACAUGACUGUAGGUAAGGAAACACUCACCAGAGCAUGUGAGAAGUAACUGAUUGAACAGAACGUUGCUUUGAUUAGUUCCCAUGAGCACUAAGAUGCCCUUUACAGAAUAAGGAUCAAAUCGUGGUUUUACAGCAGAGUUUGCUUAUGAAUGUGUCUUAGAUUCUUUCCAGAUCUCUUAAUUUAAUUUAUAAAUAAGCAAGAUCAUGAUUUUCCCCCUUGUUCUUUAUACAGAGAUAGAAAGCAAAAGUUGGUUUUCUCACCCACUAAUAAAAGCUUCAAAUAUAAAA
Messenger RNA from Lontra canadensis (Northern American river otter), 3480 nucleotides. RefSeq names its product MOB kinase activator 1B (gene MOB1B). Gene Ontology annotation, cellular component: nucleus; cytoplasm. Gene Ontology annotation, molecular function: protein kinase activator activity. Bases 217 to 867 code for a protein of 216 amino acids. NCBI's taxonomy places the organism in Eukaryota, Metazoa, Chordata, Mammalia, Carnivora, Mustelidae. The transcript has 6 exons. The record is from RefSeq and is a predicted model, not a curated record. Gene Ontology annotation, biological process: hippo signaling; positive regulation of protein phosphorylation.